Messenger RNA from Pelobates fuscus (common spadefoot toad), 2982 nucleotides. RefSeq names its product anoctamin 7 (gene ANO7). Lineage: Eukaryota; Metazoa; Chordata; Amphibia; Anura; Pelobatidae. Gene Ontology annotation, biological process: chloride transmembrane transport; calcium activated phospholipid scrambling. The coding region runs from base 96 to 2744 and encodes 882 amino acids. Gene Ontology annotation, cellular component: plasma membrane. The transcript has 25 exons. Gene Ontology annotation, molecular function: chloride channel activity; protein dimerization activity. The record is from RefSeq and is a predicted model, not a curated record.
CCCUUUUCCUGACACUAAGCAGUGUGACUAACUGAGCCUUUCAGUGUUGGUUCAAUGUCUUUCUCUCCUUUAUGAUCAGAAAUUACUGACCAAAGAUGUGCACAAGGAGGAAAACAGGAAGUGGAGAAGAGGUUAAGCUCCUGCUGGACCAUCAAGAAAGUCCACAAUCCACCGAUCCAUUGGCAUGGCCUCCUGAUCGUGGACAACACGAUGAUGAUAGAGUGAAUUUCUUUAGUGAUGGGAAGACACAAAUAGAUUAUGUGUUAGUUUGGGAGGCAAAGAAAGAUGCAGUGGAUGAAAAGCAGAAGAAUUUGAGGAAAAAAUUAUUUGGUUACCUGAAAAAGCAUGGACUCAGGAUGGAGGAACACCACUUCCAGAAGAAAGAUCUAACUAUCCAUUUCAUGUUGCUCAAUGCUCCUUGGGCAGUGCUGUGUUACUAUGCUGAGGAGAUGUCUAUGAAGGUACCUCUAAAGGUGCGGAAUCCAGCUGAUGACGAUUGGCUUCACAAGAUGGAAGCUCAAAUGAGGAGGACUAAUGGAAAGACAGAUUCAGAAAAGCCGUGUUCUGAAAAUUCUGCAAAGUCUCUGAAAAAAAAGACUACGGAAUCAGUAUUUUUCUAUGACAACGUGCCCAGACACCCACCUGAGACGUUCAACUGUCAUUUUAAACUUCGCAAACUAAACAGCUUCUUGGGAAGUGGAAACCAAGAUGUGUUUUUUACAAACACCCAACGACACCAGAUUUUGUAUGAAAUCCUGGCCAAUGCCCAAUAUGGAGUCAGCUGCCGUGGUGAAGUUGGUGUGGAAAGAUUAUUGAAAGAAGGUGUUUUUAGUGAUGCAUAUCCUCUGCACGAUGGGGAUUAUACUUAUGAAUCAAAAGCUUCUCCAGAUGAACUGACACACAGACAGAUCCUGUCCAAAUACUGGGCUCGCUGGAGUAAAUGGUACAAAUACCAGCCUCUGGACCAUGUUAGGAAAUACUUUGGUGAAAAGAUAGCCCUCUAUUUCGCAUGGUUGGGUUUCUACACUACUUGGCUUCUACCUGCUGCUGUGAUUGGAACCAUCGUGUUUAUGUUCGGCUUUUAUAUUUCAGUCCAUGACAUUCCUACGAUGGAAGUUUGUCAGAGUGACAGUUUGUAUGUCAUGUGUCCCAUUUGUAAACUCUGCCCGUACUGGAACUUAUCAAGCAUAUGUAACUUGUACAAGGCCGGGGUGCUGUUUGACAAUGUAGGGACUCUUCUAUUCAGUUUCUUCAUGUCCGUCUGGUCAGUUACAUUCUUAGAAUAUUGGAAAAGAUAUAACGCUACAUUGUCAUAUCGGUGGGACUGCUUGGAAUUUACUGAAAUCGAGGAACCACCACGGCCUGAGUUCACGGCAUUAGCCCCUCUCACAAUCCUGAAUCCCAUCACCAAGAUGGAAGAGCCAUAUUUCCCAAAAACUCGACAACUGCGUAGAGUCUUGGCAGGAUCCAUGGUCAUUGUGCUAAUGAUAGCCAUUGUCAUCAUAUUCCUAAUAUCUGUCAUCUUAUACCGUAUCAUCAUCUUUUUGGUGGUGGUCAAAUCAGGAAUGAUCUAUUCAUCUGCCAGUCUUAUAACCAGCGUCUCAUCCUCUGUGCUUAGUUUGAUCAUAACCCUCAUUCUCUCCAGAAUUUAUGUAUCUCUGGCUCACUUUUUGACUCAAUGGGAGAUGCACCGAACUGAGACUCAAUAUGAAGACGCUUUCACCUUCAAAGUCUUCAUAUUUGAGUUUGUUAAUUAUUAUUCCACUCCAAUUUACAUUGCAUUUCUUAAAGGCAGAUUUUUGGGGUACCCUGGUAAUGAAACUACAAUUUUUCGAUAUCGGAAUGAAAAUUGUAAACCUGGAGGGUGCCUCAUUGAACUGGCUCAGCAGAUGCUAAUUAUUAUGGUUGGGAAACAAGUUCUUAACAACAUUAAAGAAUUUCUGUUUCCGAAGUUGGAACUCUGCUGGCAUAGGAUGACACUGAGCUCUAAUAAGGGCCAGAAGAAUGAGCAGAUAAAUCCAUGGGAGAGGGAUUACCAGAUGAUUACCUAUCAAGGACUGUUUGAUGAGUACUUGGAAAUGGUCAUACAGUUUGGAUUCAUAACCAUAUUUGUGGCUGCCUGUCCCCUGGCCCCGCUCUUUGCCUUGCUCAACAAUUGGAUUGAGGUGCGCCUGGAUGCUAAGAAAUUUGCGUGUGAAUACCGUCGUCCAGUAGCUACACGUGCUCAAGACAUCGGGAUAUGGAUGUCAAUUCUGGAGGCCAUCACAUCUAUUGCAGUCAUUGGCAACGCAUUUCUAGUGGCAUUCACAUCCGACAUUCUGCCCCGUGCUUAUUACCAGUACAAGAUGAAUGGAAAUUUAACUGGAUACAUCAACUUUACUUUGGCUAACGCUCCUGAGGUGUAUGUGAAGGACCAUUCCCCCUGCAGGUAUCAAGGAUUCAGAGACUCGGAGGGGAAUCUGUCCUUUGAUUUUUGGGUACUCAUGGUAAUACGGUUAGCUUUUGUUAUUGUGUUUGAGCACGUGGUAUUUUUCCUUGGUCGAAUGAUUGAUUUUCUAGUUCCUGAUGUGCCUGAGUCAGUUGAGAUCAAGCUGAAAAGGGAGCGUUUCCUUGCAAAGCAGGCAUUGGCAGAGAAUGAGUUUUUGGCUUGGACCCUGGACACUGAAUGUGUGAUAGAGAGGACUUUACCAGAUAUGGAACAUGAAGAUUCAAAUCUAAGCAUCGUGGUUUCGAAUGAAGACUGACACUAAAACUGAUCAUCAGAUCUAUGGAUCUAGUACACUUCUUGAAGCGACACAUUGCAUGAGGAUAUUGACCCCAACUUUACCAAAAAACUUGUGUACCCAGAUAUCAAUUGGCUUUUCUUUCUCCAGUACUUACAUUUUUAGCAGAGAUCCUUCAAAGCCAUUAUUGAGUUGAACACUUUUUAAAAAAACAUUUUUUGUAAUUGUUGAUACAUAGAAUAUUUACACUGUAUAUUUA